GACCCGCAGACCAACGGUGCGGCCCCAGGGUUCGUCCCCUGACACUCGCUCAUUUGGUGGCGGCUGGGGCUCAGUGCCGCGAAGCCCGAUGUGGUCCGGAGUCAGUGGGAAGGCGCGGGGCUGGGAGGCCGCGGCGGGAGGGAGGAGCAGCCCCGGCAGGCUCAGCCGCCGCCGAAUCAUGUCGAUGAGUCCAAAGCACACGACUCCGUUCUCAGUGUCUGACAUCUUGAGUCCCCUGGAGGAAAGCUACAAGAAAGUGGGCAUGGAGGGCGGCGGCCUCGGGGCUCCGCUGGCGGCGUACAGGCAGGGCCAGGCGGCGCCGCCAGCCGCGGCCAUGCAGCAGCACGCCGUGGGGCACCACGGCGCCGUCACCGCCGCCUACCACAUGACGGCGGCGGGGGUGCCCCAGCUCUCGCACUCCGCUGUGGGGGGCUACUGCAACGGCAACCUGGGCAACAUGAGCGAGCUGCCGCCGUACCAGGACACCAUGCGGAACAGCGCCUCGGGCCCCGGAUGGUACGGCGCCAACCCAGACCCGAGAUUCCCGGCCAUCUCCCGCUUCAUGGGCCCAGCGAGCGGCAUGAACAUGAGCGGCAUGGGCGGCCUGGGCUCGCUGGGGGACGUGAGCAAGAACAUGGCCCCGUUGCCGAGCGCGCCGCGCCGGAAGCGCCGGGUGCUCUUCUCCCAGGCGCAGGUGUAUGAGCUGGAGCGACGCUUCAAGCAACAGAAGUACCUGUCGGCACCCGAGCGCGAGCACCUGGCCAGCAUGAUCCACCUGACACCCACACAAGUCAAGAUCUGGUUCCAGAACCACCGCUACAAGAUGAAGCGCCAGGCCAAGGACAAGGCAGCCCAGCAGCAACUACAGCAGGACAGCGGGGGCGGCGGGGGCGGCGGGGGCACCGGGUGUCCGCAGCAGCAACAAGCGCAGCAGCAGUCGCCGCGCCGCGUGGCGGUGCCGGUCCUGGUGAAAGACGGCAAACCUUGCCAGGCGGGCGCUCCGGCGCCAGGUGCAGCGGGUCUGCAGGGCCACGCGCAGCAGCAGGCGCAACAGCAGGCGCAGGCCGCGCAGGCGGCGGCGGCGGCUAUCUCGGUGGGCAGCGGCGGCCCAGGCCUGGGCGCACACCCGGGCCACCAGCCAGGCAGCGCCGGCCAGUCUCCGGAUCUGGCGCAUCACGCCUCCAGCCCCGCGGCUCUGCAGGGCCAGGUAUCCAGCUUGUCCCACCUGAACUCCUCGGGCUCGGACUACGGCACCAUGUCCUGCUCCACCUUGCUAUAUGGUCGGACCUGGUGAGAGGACGCAGGGCCAGCCUUAGCCCAGUGUGUUGCCUCAUCGCUCCCGCCCGCCUCACGGACCACCGUCCUCCCGCUGCUCCUCGCUCUUCGACUUUUCAUAAGAACUUGUCCCAUUUAGACCAAGGAAAAAUACACAAAAGCCAAACUGCUGGACGUCUUUCCCCCCCCCCUCUUUCUUUCUAAAUUUUGUUUGUUUAAAAAAAAAGGGGGAAGGAAGAAAAUAAAAGCAACUACGAAGCGAAUCCAAUUCUUUAAGGAGUCUUUAAACAGAAAGACACACAACAGCUUUGAGGGUGUCUGUUAGGUGAUUCAGAUGGGUUUUCCCACGCUUGGGCGGGGCACAGUUUGGAGAGGACUCUACGCUGACAUGGCUCUGGACCCUUCACUCUGGGUACACUCUGCCAGCAAAGUGGACUCGCUUGUAAAUACGAGGAUUUCUUUCGCAGGGCAGCCCAGGCUGGGGAGAGGAAAGACUCUUCGGCGAACCCACUUGUCACUGACACAAAGGAAGCGCCCCUCCCCGGCGUCCACUGGCCCGCCCAGGCUCGGCUGGGAAACCGUGGCCCCGUGGAGAAUUGUUUUAUGUUUGAUGUGAACUUGUAGCUGUAAAAGGCUGUCAAAAGUUGGACUAAAAGCCUAGUUUCUAGUAAUCUGUAUAUUUUGUUGUAAAAAGAAACCCAGUCCCCAGCCCCAGCCCCUCACAUUUUUUUUAUGGGCAUUGACAAAUCUGUGUAUAUUAUUUGGCAGUUUGGUAUUUGCAGUGUCAGUCUUUUUCUGUUGUAACUUAUGUAGAUAUUUGGCUUAAAUAUAGUUCUUAAGAAGCUUCUAAUAAAUUAUACAAAUUAAAAACAUUCUUUUU
Molecule: messenger RNA, 2155 nt
Organism: Orycteropus afer afer
Lineage: Eukaryota; Metazoa; Chordata; Mammalia; Tubulidentata; Orycteropodidae
Gene: NKX2-1
Product: NK2 homeobox 1
Biological process (GO): regulation of transcription by RNA polymerase II; cell differentiation
Cellular component (GO): nucleus
Molecular function (GO): DNA-binding transcription factor activity, RNA polymerase II-specific; RNA polymerase II cis-regulatory region sequence-specific DNA binding
Source: RefSeq, a predicted model, not a curated record